GUUAAUGCGUGUUUUUCUUUUUUUUUUUUUUUUUUCCUCCCCCACCUGUACCGUUGAUUAUUUCAAGGGCCCGGUUUUGUAGCAUGGGAGACAAGAAGAGUCCCACAAGGCCGAAGCGGCAGUCCAAGCCGUUCACCGACGAUGGGUACUGGGACUGCAGCGUGUGCACGUUUAAGAACAGCGCGGAGGCGUUCAAGUGCUUGAUGUGUGAUGUCAGGAAGGGAACGUCAACUCGAAAGCCACGACCCGUUGCUCAGCUUGUUGCACAGCAAGUAAAUCAACAGUUUGCAUCGCCGACGCAUCCCAAAAAGGAGAAGAAAGAAAAAUCUGAGAAGGACAAAAGCGACAAAGAUACAGCACUGAAAAAGAAAAACCAGAAAAGGAUGAGGCCCAGGUUAAAGAAUGUAGACAGGAGCAGUGCCCAGCACCUGGAGGUCACAGUCGGAGACUUGACUGUAAUUAUCACAGACUUUAAAGAGAAAGUUAAAUCCACAUCUUCCUCAGUGAGCGCCGCCUCAGCAGACCAGCACAGCCAAAGUGGCUCAAGCUCCGACAACACUGAGCGAGGAGUCUCCAGGUGCUCCUCGCCCCGCGGGGAGACUUCAUCGGUUAACGGAGAGACUCACUAACCCCCACGCACCAGUCAGCGUAACACACUGAUCUGCACUCUCCACAGUCUCAGUCAGAGAAUAAACUUCAACAUGCACAUUUUUCCUCAUAUAAACCUUAGAUGUCAGUAUGAUAGCAUCCACUUCCAUUUGAGAUUUCUCUGCCUUCCCCAUGUUUUACCCUGUGUGAUUGGUUCCAGGCUAUCAUGAUGAACUGAAAAUGGAGCAGUAGCAUUAAAACUCAGAUGUCUGUGUGUGGCUGUGCCACAUUUCUUGGUGCUUCAACAGUGUUACAUCAGCGUCACAGGCUGAAGUUGGUCGCUGCACACAUUAAAUUAGGUCAUGGUGGAAAUGUGAAGAAACCAUCUCAGAAGAAAAGUUUUUUGUUUUGUUGUUCUUUUUUUUUGUUUUUUUUGUUUUUUCUCAACAUCAUUUGCACUUGUUGCCAAUCCUGUGUUCGUAACACAUUUUUGCAUUAUUUUCAUAUUGGUGUCGUAACACUGUUGGUUACCUGCCUUUUCCAGCACACAUUUUAUGCCAUUGAAUGCAAUAACUGUUUUACCGUCUAACAUCUAAAUAAAAUUUUACUAAGCAAGCUUGGCCCUCAGUUUGUAGAGACAAGUCUGAUUUAAUCUAUAGAAUGGUUUAUAUUUUAAGAAAUUGAAUAAAAUGAAUUGUAGAUGUAUUAAUGUUUCUGUUUUUUUUUUUUUUUUUUAAAUGGAAGAUUUACAAUUACUCGUGAUGUCUGGUAUUUGCAUAUGUCCUUGUUCAGCAGUCAUCUUCAAGCUUUGCAGUUUACGUUUCAUUUCUUCACACCUGUACUUGACAGUUAAAAUUCUGCUCAAGUUUUACAAUGGAUAAGCUCUGUCAAUUUGAUAUAAAGUAAUGCCCAAUCAUAGGUUUUGGGAGGCUUCACAAAAUGUGGCAUUUAGCUGUGGUAUAUUCAGGACAUGCAUAAAAAUGGUUGCAUUAUUUUGUUUUGUUAUAUCGGAGACAAUGUCAGAAGUGUCCUAUAUGAACUAAAGUAAUAAAAAUAAAUUUAACAAAG
Molecule: messenger RNA, 1656 nt
Organism: Poeciliopsis prolifica (blackstripe livebearer)
Lineage: Eukaryota; Metazoa; Chordata; Actinopteri; Cyprinodontiformes; Poeciliidae
Product: YY1-associated factor 2-like
Exons: 4
Coding region: 84-629 (181 amino acids)
Biological process (GO): positive regulation of DNA-templated transcription
Cellular component (GO): nucleus
Molecular function (GO): transcription coregulator activity; DNA binding
Source: RefSeq, a predicted model, not a curated record